UUUCCCGGGAAAUUUCCCCGCAAUAUGAGUAUGGAAUGGUCCAAAAAGAGAAAGAAAACAUCUGACGAUGAGGAGGCGAAGUUGAACGAUGCUUUGUUGGAGUUCCAAGCAGACUUUGGACAAUCUUCGUCUGUUUCUUCUCAGCCUAAAACUUUUCUGAGAGGAAAUGUUGUCGAGGGAAAUAAGAUUUCUGCUGGCGACGGUGGAAUCUAUGCACCAAAGUUUUCAAUGAACAUUCCGUCUAAAACUUCGAACGUUGGAUCCAAAGAUUUUGAUGAAGCGAAAAAAUUAGCAGCCGCGAAGGCUCGAAGGAUGCUGGAAGACGUAGCACGAAGCAAAAAAAUGACAGAAGUGCCGAAAGUUGUCGUGCCAACUACGAGGCCGUUUCAAAGACCCCCGAAGCCUGGCAGCUCGAAAGCGAAACAAGAUAAGCCAAAGAUCAGUCAAAUGGAAAUGUUUAAAAUGGAAUUGCAGAGAGUUCAAGAAGAUCGAGAAAAACGGAAAGAUUUACGACAUCAUCUGGAAAAAGUUGGAAUGGAUCAAGCUGUAGUAGAGAGAUUGGCUCCAACAGUUGAAAGAGGAUUCCAGGGAACGUCGGAGUUUGACGAUGACCCGUAUACUACAAAUGUAUAUGUCUCUAAUAUUCCACAUUCAGUAACGGAAGACGAUCUAUUAUUUACAUUUGGUUCGUUCGGACCGUUAGCCGCACUGAAAAUUUUGUAUCCGAGAAGCGAAGAAGAGCGAAGACGGCCGCAUAUUUGCGCGUUUGUAGCAUUUAUGUCUCGUGCCGAUGUGGAUAGAUUUAUGGCUGAAGUUCGUGUAAUCAUCGUUCGGAAUGAGCCAAUUCGUUUCGCUUUUGCUCGUCCUGUCCAGAUUCCUGCUAUUCCUUACUACAUUCCACCCGUACUUCAUGCCCUUCAACAUCCCGAUCCAACUUCAAAUUUACCCUUCAAUGCACAACCGGAUUGUGCUGAUGCCAAAAAGUUUCUAGAAAAGUACAAUACAUUUCCACCGAUGCAUGCAUUGCCAACAAAAGGACAAUAUGGGUAUGAGGAUUUCACAGAACUGAUACGGAAUUCACAAAUUAGAGUUGUUGUCCCCCCGGACAGGAAGCUGGUCAGAGUAAUGGAUCGAAUGGCCGUUUACGUUGUAACCGAAGGACCUCAGUUUGAAGCUAUGAUAUGUGCAGAAGAGUUUCAAAAUCCAAUGUUCCAAUUUCUUUGGGAUAAUACCAGUGCUCUUCACGUUUACUAUCGAUGGAGAAUUUAUUCGUUGCUUCAAGGAGACACUAUUGAAGAAUGGCGGCGCACUCCAUUUCGAAUGUUCGAAAAUGGGUCAUGGUGGAUUCCACCGUAUCCCAUCAAUGAGUUAAGAGAUGCAAUGCCAAAAGAACUGUAUCAUAUGAAUUGCCUUAGAACCUAUCCGGAUAAAUGGAUGAAAGUACGUGACGGAGGUCAACGAAGAGGAGGUGAGAGCUCAAAGAAUCGUCGGAACUCGGAUGCUGAAAAGGAAGAACGAAAAAUGCGCAGGGAAGAGGAAAAAGAACGGAAACGAAGAGAGAAGAAUGAGAAAAAGAGGAAUAAUCGAAUGUCUGAUAAACGACGUGAUAAACUGGAGACAUUGAUUCGAGAGCUGACCCCUGAGAAGACGUCGAUAGCCGCUACGAUGGUUUGGUGUAUACAAAAUGCAAAAUAUGCAGCUGAGAUUUGCGAGUGUGUAUAUGAUAGUCUGACCAUUGAGGAUAUCCCACUUUAUAAGAAAAUUUCGAGGCUCUACCUCAUCAACGACAUUCUAUCGAAUUGUGUACAACGUAAUGUUCGGGACGUUUUUCUCUAUCGUUCUCACUUCGAAGCUCUUCUGGAGAAAAUUUUCGUUGCUGUCGGGAAAGCAUAUCGGGCGAUACCGUCUCGCAUCAAACAAGAGCAAUUCAAGCAGCGCGUGAUGUGUGUUUUCCGAAAUUUUGAGGAAAUGGCUGUAUAUCCUACAGAUAAACUGAUUCAUAAUCAAAAUGUAUUCCUGGGACUCAUUGAAAUCGGAAAAGAAAAAUCGGAAGAACGGGAUAACCAAAAACUGGAAGAAGAAGAAGACGAAGAAGACUUAGAUGGAGUACCUCUCGAAGAAGAAAAAUCAGUUCAAAAUAUGAACGAGUCUCUUUACGAUGAUGAUGGCAUCGACGGUAUACCAUUACACGAAGAAGUAAAACCAUCAACGUCUACUUAUUCAACUGCAAGUAAAUUCAAACCUGUUGAGUCUCGAAAACGUGAUGGCUCCCCUAUAUUUUCUUCAAAAUGGGACCACGACGGCCGAAAGUCGAAUGAAGAAGAGGAUGAAGACAUCGAUGGAGUCAUGAUUACAGACGACACGACUUCAGAGAAUCUACAACGAGAUAGUCUUUCUCCAGGAGAAAUCAAGGACAAAGAAUCUUCAUUUACCGUGCUCACACCUUCUGAUGAAAAACGAAGAAAGUUGAUACGAGACGUUGAAGUUCGUGCCAUCGCCAUGCUGGAUGAUUUAGAAGCUGACAGAGAUCCUGAUGCCAAGAGAAAAGUUGACGAGUUUAGAAGGUGUGAAAUGGAAAAAGUCGAGAAAGCAUUGCGAAGUGGAGAAUCUAAAAAGAGUGAUGAGAAAAGUGAAAGAAAGAGCGAAAAGAAAGAAAAGAAGCGUGAUAAAGAGAGGAAAAGAAGUCGUUCGCGUUCUCGUGACCGUGACAGAGAUAGGAGCCGCCGUGAUCGAUCAAGGGAUCGUUCCAGAGACCGAGAUAGAGAUCGUGACCGGGACAGACGGGACCGUGACAGAGACCGGGAUCGGGAUAGACGUUAUCGUUGAAUUGAAUAACUUUCCUUUCAUUGUUUUUUACAAAAUUAUCAUUUUUCCACUAAAUAAUCUUUUCAC
Messenger RNA from Caenorhabditis elegans, 2892 nucleotides. It is a transcript of the gene sap-140, whose product is annotated as U2 snRNP-associated SURP motif-containing protein. The record is from RefSeq and is marked reviewed. Lineage: Eukaryota; Metazoa; Nematoda; Chromadorea; Rhabditida; Rhabditidae. Gene Ontology annotation, molecular function: RNA binding; nucleic acid binding. Gene Ontology annotation, biological process: mRNA processing; RNA processing.